Armigeres subalbatus is the source of this 1449-nucleotide messenger RNA. RefSeq names its product RNA-binding protein NOB1. Lineage: Eukaryota; Metazoa; Arthropoda; Insecta; Diptera; Culicidae. Gene Ontology annotation, biological process: ribosomal small subunit biogenesis; maturation of SSU-rRNA. Gene Ontology annotation, molecular function: RNA endonuclease activity. The transcript has 2 exons. Bases 97 to 1392 code for a protein of 431 amino acids. The record is from RefSeq and is a predicted model, not a curated record. Gene Ontology annotation, cellular component: preribosome, small subunit precursor.
CGACAAAGUUGUUUUUCAUCCGCGUCGCAAAUUUCACGUGCAAGAGAUGUUCUCGUUGUAAAAUUUCUGGAUUUUCGUGGAAGUCUCGUUCUCAAAAUGUCCAAAUUUACGCAUUUAGUAGUCGACACGACGGCUUUCAUCAAAAAUGCCCAACUUCAGGACGUCGCCGAAAGCUGCUACACCGUGCAGGGUGUUGUGGACGAAAUUAAAAAUGAUCGGCAGCUAAAGCGGCUGAUAGUGCUGCCCUACAGCUUACAGGUGCGGGAACCAGACCCGGAAGUAUUGGCCAAGGUAACUGGUAUGGCAAAAAAGACGGGAGAUUUCGCUACGCUUUCGUUGGUGGAUUUGAAGGUGCUGGCUUUGACGUAUCAGCUGGAGCAGGAGCAUGUAGGAACGGAACAUCUGCGGGAGGAACCUAAACAGACUAGAACGAUAUCGUCAACGCAGAGGCCGCAGGAGCUAGUAGGAACAGGAAAAGUGCUGGGAUUUUACGAUGGUAAAAAGAGUGAAGGCAGACAACGGGGCGAAACGGAAUCUGAGAAUGUUUCAACAGAAUCAGUUGAAAGGAGUGAUGAUAACGCCGUAAUAAAAGAUGAGGAUUUUAAGAGUAAAUUCGCUGAGUUAAGCAUAGAAGAAGCAAAAGAGUUGGAGGAAGACAUUUUAGAUAUGAUCGAACAACAAGAGGUUGAAGACGAGGGUGUAGAUGAUGGAUGUGAUGAGGAGGAAUCGGAUGAAGAAGAAGGUGAACAAGAGGUGAGCGAAGACGAUGACGAUGAUGAUGGGUGGAUAACUCCAUCAAACAUUAAAGAAGUAAAGCGCGACUAUGGUACAGAUUUGUUGGAAGAGAGUGUCUCUCCUGUCGCUUGUAUGACAACCGAUUUUGCAAUGCAGAACGUCCUGAAGCAGAUAGGGUUACACAUAGCUGCGCUGGACGGUCGCGUCAUCAAACAUGCCCGAACAUACAUUCUGCGGUGCUACGCGUGUUUCAAAACCACUUCUGAUUCCUCGAAGCGGUUCUGCCCCAACUGUGGCAAUAACACACUGAAGAAAGUAGCCGUCAGCUUAGAUGCGGAUGGUCAGCAGGUGAUUCACAUUAAUACGCGCCGGCCAUUAACGGCUCGACAUAAGAACCGACCGGUAGCAAAGUUUGAUGGAGGUAAACACGCCACCAAUCCGUUGCUCUUCGAGGAUCAACCGCUCCCACAGCAGAGAAUAUCGGCCAAGGCGAAGGCAAAGACCAACGCCCUCGGAGAUGACUACACGGCCGGUUACUCGCCGUUUGUGAUGAGGGAUGUCGAUUCGCGGUCGGCGGUCUUGCGUGGAAAAUCCAACCUGAAGCAAUGGAUGAAGAACCACGAGUAUGAUAACCACCGAAGGGGUUAUAAAAAGUGAAUUAGCUCGUUAGGGUAAUGUUGAAUGAGUAAUAAAGGAGCGUUUACCUAAGCAUAA